Molecule: messenger RNA, 1374 nt
Organism: Nannizzia gypsea CBS 118893
Lineage: Eukaryota; Fungi; Ascomycota; Eurotiomycetes; Onygenales; Arthrodermataceae
Exons: 1
Coding region: 1-1374 (457 amino acids)
Biological process (GO): protein localization to ciliary inversin compartment
Cellular component (GO): ciliary inversin compartment
Molecular function (GO): protein binding
Source: RefSeq, a predicted model, not a curated record
AUGGCAUCCAUGUCAUACUCGACAGAGGGCCAGAGACAAUGCAGAGUUCCUUUGAGACCGGCGAGGAGGAAGCAGAAGACGCCGUAUCUCCACGAUUACAUCAUGUAUCUCAUCGCAGACCAUCUUAGCCCGGUGGACCUUCUCAGCUACAUACAUGCCAUCCCUUCGCUAGCCCAUCUCCUGACGAGGAAACAGAUCAACCGCCGUGGCAAUGAUGGUUCGUCACUGUUACACCUCGUCGUGUCAGAGCGAGAUGUCCAGAUGGCAAAGAUACUCGUUACAGGCUCAUUUGAUCCGAAUGUGCCGGACAGAGACAACGCCACUGCCUUCAGUCUCGCCGUCAAUCUGGGAUACGAAGAGAUGGUCAAGCUGUUCCUCGAGUGCAAGCAGCUCAAUGUUAACUCUGUGGAUAACCAGGGUUUUACUGCGUUGAUGGCUGCUGUACACAAGGGCUACGCCAACAUAGUCGACCUUCUUCUGCAGCGAGAGGAUAUAGAUUUCAACAUACGCAGUGAAAAGGGCGAUACUGCACUUGUUAUUGCGAUAGGGAAAGACAACAGUAGCAUAGCUAGAGCUCUCCUUGCGAGAGAAGAUCUUGAUGCCAGCUUUCCCCGUCACCGGCCUGCUUUUCGUGCCAUAUAUCACCCAGAUGCAUCCCGUUUGAGACUACUGCUUGCUCGCAAGGAAAUUGAUAUCAACUGCGCGACUGAAACUGGCAGGACGAUGCUCAUGCAGGCAGUGGAAUAUGGGCAUAUUGAAGUAGUCAAGCUGCUACUAGAGCGAGAGGAUCUCGACGUCAAUGCCGCAGACCAUUCCGGAGACACGGCGCUGAUCAUCGCGGCGUUUCGUGGAUUCAAUCGCAUAGCCUCCUUGCUAAUGGAUCGAAAAGAACUCAAUAUGAAUUAUCAGCUCUUCGAUGGCACAGCUCUCAUGCACGCCGCGCGGACCGGAUUUGGCGACCUUGUCUAUGUGCUACUUAAUCGGCCAGACGCCGAUAUCAAUAUACAAGACCACCAUGGUCGAACAGCUCUUAUGUUCGCAGCUCGUGACGACCUGAGUUAUACCACAGCUGACAACGCCGCGCAGGUCCUACUUGCACGAGAAGAUACCAAUGUGAAUAUAAGAGACAACCGAGGCAGGACAGCGCUCAUGAUCGCAGCAGAAGGUGGACAGAGACGUAAUGUCGACUAUUUACUGAGGAGGGCCGAUAUCGAUGUUGAUAUACAGGAUGGUAACGGAGCUACAGCCUUAACCUACGCUGCUGCGGGGGAGCAUGAAAUCGUCAGAGAAAUGAUCCAGAAUUACCUUGAUGCUAAGGGGCAAAGCCUCGGCUCUCUCACGGUGGAAGGGAAUGGCAACCUUAUCUGCGGCUGA